This is a messenger RNA of Nothoprocta perdicaria, 1483 nucleotides long. RefSeq names its product Src like adaptor (gene SLA). NCBI's taxonomy places the organism in Eukaryota, Metazoa, Chordata, Aves, Tinamiformes, Tinamidae. The transcript is spliced from 8 exons. The coding region runs from base 179 to 1015 and encodes 278 amino acids. The record is from RefSeq and is a predicted model, not a curated record. Gene Ontology annotation, molecular function: protein binding.
AGCGUGAACCUCACAACACGCGCAUUCGCCCGGCUGCUCCUCGACCUGAUCAGCCAAACCUUGCUGGCAGCAGGCGAGCUGCAUUAUGACUCCUGCUUCCUCGGAGGAAUCCUGCAAGCCGGAAUACCAUGACUAGCAUUUAAAGUUCUGAAGAGCUUUGACGGAAUUAGAGAGAGCUAUGGGAAACACUAUGAAAACGUCGAGACCCUCAGCAGAAACAAGUGUGUCGAGCCAAACGGGUCAGGAGAGUGAUUUCCUUGCUGUCCUCUAUGAUUAUCCUUCAGCAGACAUAAGCCAACCCAUAUUUCAUGUAGGAGAAAAACUACGUGUGCUAUCAGAUGAAGGAGGCUGGUGGAGAGUCCAUUCCCUCACAACAGGGCGAGAAAAUUAUAUUCCAGGAAAAUACGUAGCAAAAGUUUACCAUGGCUGGUUGUUUGAAGGGCUGGGGAGAGAAAAAGCAGAGGAACUUCUACAGCUUCCCAACACCAAGGUCGGCUCCUUCAUGAUCAGAGAGAGUGAAACUAGGAAAGGACUAUAUUCACUGUCAGUACGGCACAGCCAAGUGAAACAUUACAGGAUCUUUCGCCUUCCAAAUAACUGGUAUUACAUCUCUCCACGACAAACCUUUCAGUGCCUUGAAGAUCUUGUGAAUCACUACUCAGAAGUUGCUGAYGGUCUCUGCUGUGUCCUUACAACACCUUGUCUCACCCAGUGCACUAACAACCAUGGUAUUACAAGCCAAGUUCCUCCUGUGGUGAUGCGGAACAAAAACUUCAACUGGAGAAGCAUACACAGGCUGGAGAUGACUGAAGAUACCGAAAGCACAUUGGCAGCAAUAGAUGAUUCCUGUCUCAGCUAUGGCCUAAGGGAGAGUAUUGCUUCCUAUCUCUCCUUAGCUGGGGAUGACAACUCUUCUUUUGCAAGUGCCAGAAAGAAGAAAACCCAGUCUCUUAUAUACACAGGAAGCAAACGCAAGAAUACCUUUCACUUGUCACCUACAUACUAUGAAGACUGAACCCAAGAUGAUGAAAAAAGGAAGAAAAAAAAAGAAGUACUGAAGGGUUAGAAAUAACCCAGAGCAUCCUUUGGUCCUGCAGUCACUUGACAGAUGAGAGACACAAGCACCAGUUCAUGACCAACUGCCGGCUACACUUCCACAUUUCCUCUUCUGAAUGUUGACUAGAGACUUCUUACAGGAUCAGCUCCAAYAUAGGCUGGGAAUAGGUCCGGUACACCUGAAAUUCCUGCUUAAUUCAAGAUGAACUGAGAGAGACUCUUAGAUCUAAGAGCAAAUAAGGUGGGGAYAUUUUGGUAAGGAUGAUGUCCACCACCAUAUACAGAAUAUUUUGUUGGGAAGAACUAACUAGAACUUAAGAUUUUAAAUUAAGACUUGCUCUGACAGGGCUGAAAUGCACCUUCACAGCACUUCCCCACACUAAGAAGCACAUGUCAUCAUGUGAGAAUGGAUUCGUGGAAUAUGGAU